GACAAACUCUCCCUCUCGCUCGCAUCCGUGGCUUUCGAGAGUUCCGAGCCAAAACAAAGUGAAAACAGUAGGAAUCAAAUUUCGCAAUUUUCUUGUGAAAGCAAAUCGUAGUUUCGAUCGGAAUUACAUCGCGAUGGAAGUUACGGAACGAUGCUAAACUUCGUCCUUUGGCGGUUAAAAAACUACUAACGUCCUAUUUGUCAUUGCCAUCCGAGAAGUAACGGGGAACGCGUAAUUGACGAGUGUACACAGAAAAAGUGAAAGGCAAUCCUGGACCAUGACGGGGACCAGAUUGUUGAGAAUCUUUAUGUUUAAAGCUUGGAAGGAGAAGCAACGUCAUCCGGUGCGAAAUGUGCUGAACACAUUGUUCCCGAUUGUGGUCAUAACGAUAUACGCAUUCAGCCGCUCGGGCUUUCAACGAGGAGGAGCUAACAAAAAUAGUCCGGAAGAUUCGGCGGUGCUGUCGGCGUCUGUUUCACAGGAUGAUCUCAUAGGAUUCUUUCCAACUGGACUCUACAAUAAAAUAUUCUAUGCACCGGAAAAUGACUUCACUAGGGAGUUGAUCGAACACGUCCGACAGCAUCUGUUCAUUGUUUAUGAUCGAGUGGAAUCCUUCCCAUCGGUCAGCGCGAUGGAACAUACGUUGCUGUUCAGUCAGGACUUCUACGCAAUCGCGUUUGAGCCAAACUCAUCCGCAGCGCAUCUUUCCUACACGAUUCGUACGAAGAAUAACAACUUCCGCACCGGGGAAAUCUACUCGCGAAAUUUGUACGAAAGCUAUCUGAAGAACCACAACGAAUACUUCGAGAGCGGCUUCCUGGCACUGCAGUACGCCAUCGAGAAAUCGUUUGUCCAAAUUCGGACCGGUCUGGCGGAGGAAUCAUUGCCAGAGUACAGCUACCAGCACAUUCCGGUUGGUGGUGCACGCAGCCAGGAAUCGUCGGAAAUCUUUCUGGUUAGCCUAAUGCUGGCAACGUUCAUUUCGGUUGGCUGCACUUACCUACUGCUGGUCCCACUAGUGGAGGAGAAGGCGUCCGGGAUGAAGGAAUAUUUAAAAAUCGCAACACCUUGCAGCUACUGGAACGAGAUCGCAAUUUUCAUAGCAAAUUACGCCCACCUUGGAAUCAUCGCGCUCCUUUGCAUGACGAUCACGUGUUUGGCAAAAGUUUGGGAAACGACAGCUGCACAGAUCGUGUUCGCUUACAUUCUUCUGCUUCUGUUUGUGAUCUGUACGAUAAGUUUUACGUUCUUCAUAAGCACUUUGCUGGAAUCGGUCACGAUUACGACGAUCAUCGCUCCGAUAUGUUAUUUUGCACCGGUCAUAUUUGCGUCGGCUCAAAAACGUUUCGAAGUGCUCCUCACAGUUUUUCCGAUGGCUGGUUUCAAGGUUGGAGUGUCGAUCUUGCACGAUUACCAAAAUUCUGGCCACAGUUUCGAGACGAUCAAUGCGUUCUUGGCCGGCUAUCCGGGAAAUGAACGAAUGAGUUUGUUUGGUGUUUUGGUGAUGCUGCUGCUCGGGUCGAUAAUUUGGGCGUUUCUCUGCUUCUACAUUUCCAACGUCCGACCCGGUCAGUAUGGUACGCCAAAGCAUUGGUUGUUUUUAUUCCGGAAAGAAUACUAUCAGAAGAGCAGUAAUAAGAUCAACAACAGUCAGGAUGAUUCCAGCCUGACGGAGGAGAACGCCAACGGUACCAAAGGUGCGAUGGAAAACGGCGAUCAUUUGGAGAAGGUGGUUAAAAUCAGUAACCUGAACAAAAUUUUCAAGACAUCGUUUGGCACUCGUAUCGCUGUUAAGGAUUUGUCGCUAAAAAUCUACAAGAACCGUAUUACCGCACUGCUCGGGCAUAAUGGAGCCGGCAAGACUACCACAAUGAAUAUUAUCACAGGAAUGACACCACGAACAUCCGGGCGAAUCGAGAUCGAUGGGGAGGAUAACCCCAGCGAAUAUCGGCAGCAUAUUGGGUUCUGUCCGCAGCAUAACGUUGCGUUGGGUUAUAUGAACUGUCGCGAACACCUCAUAUUUUUAGGCGCCAUACGUGGAAUGAGCAUGCAGGAAGCCGCGAUGCAAGCGGAUGAGAUUCUGGAGAAAGUCAACUUGCUGGACAAGAGUGACGAAGUGCUUUCGAAGCUGUCCGGUGGAAUGAAGCGAAGACUUUGCUUGGCUAAUGCAAUUAUCGGGCGAACCAAACUGUUGAUACUGGAUGAACCCACAUCGGGACUGGAUCCCGAGUCAAGGAGAGACAUCUGGGAUGUGCUGUUGAAGCUUAAAAAAGAUCACACGAUUCUGAUCACUACACAUUUCAUGGAGGAAGCGGAUGUUCUGGGCGAUUGGAUUGCGAUAAUGGAAAACGGAGAGUUGAUUUCAUUUGGAACAUCGAUCUUUCUGAAGCAUUACUACGGGAAGGGAUACACGUUGAAGUUGCUUAAAAAGGACCACUUCAAACGGGACGAAGUAUUGGGUGUCAUAAACGAACACAUAGCGGGAGCCGUAGAAAAGCCUGCUGUCGAACCACUGUUCGCCAUAACGCUACCCUACACUUGCAUCGAGCAGUACGCUCCAUUGCUGAAGGAUUUGGAAGAUAAGAAGGAGGAUUACGGGAUUGCCUCGAUCAGUGUAUCCAAUGCCACGCUUGAGGAAGUAUUUUUGAACUCAUCUUCGGAUAACAAAGCGCUUGAAAGCGAUCAAAGUUUGGAUGUGCCAGACGCACCAAUGAAGGCUCGCUCUCUUUCCACGAAUUCCCACGCGAAACCGAACGAGAAAAUUUUCCCGGAACUGCUGAUACUCUUUCUGUGCCAGCUGAGAGCGAUUGCGUACAAGAAAUUCGUCCACAUCAAACGCAAUGCUCACAUCUACGGGUUCAUGUCAGCGCUGCCCAUUUUCACCACUAUCAUCUGCUUCCUGCUCAGCGGUGGCUACUAUCGAACUGAUUACGAUUCUAUCGCUCUGCACCACUCGACAGUCGAUCGGGCCUUCGCUGUGAUUGUUCUGAACGACAAAGAUCGCGUCAUUGAUUACUCGUCGAUAAAGAAUGGCUCCUACUUCAGAGAUUUGGACCUCGUUGUUGUUGAGGAGCGUAACGUAGAGGAUGUCCUGCUCGAAGAGGCACGCAAAGAUUGGACUCGCUACCACGACCGGUUGGUUGCGUCCGUCGAGUUCAAUGUGAGCGACCGCAGCUUGAAAAUACUGCACAACAACAAUCUGCUGCACAGCGGCGGAAUCGCGGCGAAUAUCGGAAGCAAUUUGUUGCUGCAUUACUACGGCUAUCCGCGGGCGGAGGUCGAGGUACAGAACAGUCCCUCGACGCGGAGACUGCAGGUGGAUUCUCUGACGCCUUAUUUGUUCACCGAGGCGAUAGCAUUGGUUUUUAUGCUCUACAUCCUGCAAUAUCUCCAACUACCUUACCUAGAGGCGGCGUCCGGCUUCAAGCAGCUCCACAACGUGAAUCGUUACGUGUACUGGGGAAGUACAUUCCUGGUAGAUUUUCUGCUACACGUACUCAUCUGCCUGCUGGUGUUCUUCGUCGCCAUCAACAUCGAUCGCGAAGGAUUGUUCACUAGAGCCGAACAUGGCCAAAUACUUGCGGUGCUAAUACUGUACGGUUUGGCUGCUUUACUGGUGAUCUACAUCAUCAGCCAGUGCGUAGAUAAGAUGGACACCGCGGUCACUUUCAUGAGUUAUCUGAUGAUUGUGGGCGUUUGCGGAGUAUUUCUCCUCUCGGAUGGUUACGAGCGAAUACGUGAAAAUGAUGGUUGGAUUCUCCUGUUUCAUCUCAUUCCGGAGUUUGCACUCAAACACUCGCUGAGGGUGGUCUACGAGAAUCAAAAAGUGAGCAAAAUAAAGGCACUCAUCGAGGCAAACACGGUCAGCAGUGACCCCGAAGCUAUCCAGGAACUGCAUUUGCACUAUGUAUACAUUUUGAUGCCAUUCAUGGCGGUGAUUUUCACAUUGGUGCUGAAUGAGGUUAUCGAGAAUAUCUACAGGAAAGCAGCAUUACUAGAUGGUAAGGCCGAAAUGGUCGCAUCGCUGAAGCGGAACCUACGCAGCAAAAAACAGAAGAAAACGGCUUUCGAUCAACCGGAUUCUACCUAUGAGAUGAGCAGCGCUGUUGACGAUGAUGUUGACGCCGAGUCCAAGAUGGUGAACGAGAUGGUUUCGAAGGAGCCACAAGAGUUUGCUCCGUAUACGAUUGCGGUACAUGGGUUGAAGAAGCGCUACCAGCAGUUGCCGGCGGUGAGAGGAGUAAGUUUUGCGGUGAAACGAGGCGAGUGCUUCGGACUGCUCGGCAUGAAUGGAGCUGGAAAAACGAGUACAUUCCAAAUGAUCACCCGGAAUCUCCCCAUCACGGAGGGGACGAUUUAUUUGAAUGAACGUGACAUAAAACUAGCCAAAGAGAGGGAGUAUCGAGCACAGUUUGGUUAUUGUCCCCAAGGGGAUUCCCUGCUUGAAUUUAUGACUCCAUACGAGCUGAUAAAUUACACCGCAAUGGUGAAGAAAUUACCAGAACGCGAGAAUCUCAUUAACCGGUGGCUAACUGAUCUCGACAUUUUGUCAUUUGCCCACAGUAGAAUAAAUGAGUGUUCGGGUGGAACAAAACGCAAGGUUAAUACAGUUCUCGCGAUGUUGGGUAAUCCGUCGAUUGUGUUUCUAGAUGAGCCAACUACGGGUGUUGAUCCGAAAUCGAGACACUUCGUGUGGAGUAGGAUAAAAGCGCUCCAGAGACUCGACCAAACGAUUAUUCUAACAUCACACAGCAUGGAUGAGUGUGAGGAACUUUGCAAUCGCUUGUCCAUUAUGGUAGGUGGGCAAUUGCGUUGCAUAGGAUUUAUCCAGCGAUUGAAAGAGAAGUACGGAAAGGGCUACAACCUAAUUCUGAAACUCAGCAACGGAAAUAUCGAACCGAGCUGCGCACUAAUAACAGAAAUUCACAGCCGCUUCCGAUGCGAACUAAAAGAGGAACAUGAUGGCAUGCUGAAGUUCCUUGUGCGAGAUCCGAUACUACUGUCGGAACUUUUCUCACAAAUGACCGCACUGAUGGUAGACCACUCCGAGCUUAUCAGCAGCUUCUCGAUAAACGAGACUUCACUGGAGGAUAUUUUCCUCAAUUUUAGGCCACCAUCGUCAGCCUUGCGCUGCGGUCAGCUGCUAGAGGUCGUGUAAAUAUGGGUUUGUUAUUGCUAGCUUUUAUGUUUUUCUAUGUGUUCAGAUUAGUGUCCACAUAAGCGAGAGGAUUUAUAUUUAAAGUUAGAAUUUGUCCUGUCAUAUAAAACAUUCCGACGAAGUCGACCGUAAUUGAUCGAUGCGAAUAAUUUAAUAUAAUAAUGUAAAAUGUC
Toxorhynchites rutilus septentrionalis is the source of this 5331-nucleotide messenger RNA. It is a transcript of the gene Eato, whose product is annotated as ATP-binding cassette sub-family A member 2. Gene Ontology annotation, biological process: transmembrane transport; lipid transport. NCBI's taxonomy places the organism in Eukaryota, Metazoa, Arthropoda, Insecta, Diptera, Culicidae. Gene Ontology annotation, cellular component: intracellular membrane-bounded organelle; membrane. The record is from RefSeq and is a predicted model, not a curated record. Gene Ontology annotation, molecular function: ATP binding; ABC-type transporter activity; lipid carrier activity. The transcript is spliced from 6 exons. The coding region runs from base 278 to 5158 and encodes 1626 amino acids.